Molecule: messenger RNA, 142 nt
Organism: Arctia plantaginis
Lineage: Eukaryota; Metazoa; Arthropoda; Insecta; Lepidoptera; Erebidae
Source: the annotation of a GenBank genome assembly
AUGGAAUGCGAGGAGGCGCAAGUAGUUGCUCCGGAAGGAGAACGAAACGCCACGAGCUCAAGCUCGGAUAACAAGUCCUCUCCUUCUUCUUCGGAAGAUGAGGAGGGAUUUGCCUCGCCGCGGCCCAAUAAACGACCCAAGC